Messenger RNA from Ectocarpus sp. CCAP 1310/34, 1404 nucleotides. Lineage: Eukaryota; Phaeophyceae; Ectocarpales; Ectocarpaceae. The record is from the annotation of a GenBank genome assembly.
AUGGACCGCUUGCGAAGUCAAAGCGAAGGCAAGGACACGACGCUUCGGAUCGCGAGAGGCAGCGGCAUCGGAGGUCUCUUCACGAAGGUUUCGACGGCGAAGAAAGACGCGCUUGUCGCGGCGUUGGUGUCACGCAACAAGUACGUCGAGGACGACCUGGGGGAGCAGCCGCAAUGGCGCACGAUGAUGGCAACUACCCCGGAAGGCGCGCGCAAAAAACGCGAGCGAGAGGCAGUCACAACGUCGUCGUCUGCGGCGAAGGACGCCACUCCGAAGUUCAUGAAAGAGGACCAGGUCCGACUGGCAAUUAUCAUGAUGGGCGGAACCAUGAUUGAAAACACACUCGCAUCCGAGCAGAGCCCGGAGUCGGUAGCAGACUUCACACACCAGAAGGGAGCAGGCAAGAACGUGUACCGGGAAGCCGCGCGCGCCUUCAUGGAGUCGAGCACCAACAUCGAACUCCUGGCGGAGAUCUCUACCGCCCACGGGGACCCGGCGGACCUCGUCGAAAAGUGGCAGAGCAUCGACGCCAAGGCGCCGGCGGCCAAGUAUCCUGCUAUCUGGACCGCAGCGGCGAAGGCGACGAACGAGAGGAACAGGGUGGAAGCUGAGGGGGGGACGAAAGGGAAAGGGAAGGCGAAGGACACGGGCGGGGAAGAGGCUGCGAUGACCGGGAGCACGAAACCUGGGAGUGAUGGGAGGGGCGGCGGCAGCAGCGGCAGCGACAGGGGGGGUGCGAGCAACGGCAGCAAGCAAACUCCCAAGAUGCCGAACUGGAACUACCGGGCCAAGCAAGAAGAGGAGGACAAAACUGGUGGCGGGGGCACACAGCAAGACGACGACGACAACGACCACGAGUACAGUAGCGAUGACAGCACGGGCGGCGGUCGCGGCGACGACGAGAGCAACUCCCAUGCAUGGACGUACUGCGAGGGGAAAGUGGUGAACUACGUCGUGCACCUGCUCAUCGAAAGCGGUGGCGGUUUUGUUGGCGACAUGAAGGACUACUUUUCGGCAACGCUCGACGACGACAUGUGUCUAGACACGCUGGCCAUAGACGUUGAUUCGGAUUUGGGGAUGGACUCUAUGCACGAGGCAUUUGCGGGGGGCGGGGGGUCAGCCGGCGAAAACCAUGCAGAGGCGGCGCGCAAAAAACGUAAGAGCAGGGACAGGAGAACCUCGAGGGAGGAGGAGAGCGACAGCACUUUUUUGAAGGGGAUGGAAAACUUUUUGAAGGCGAGUGGGCCGAAGCAAUCACUCGACAAGCUUGGAAAGACCCUGGCAUCCCUAAAGCUUAUGCUAAAGGAAGUCAAAGAAGAAAAUGUGGACGCCGACACGAUAGAAAUUUACGAAAAAGCCAUCAAGAAAGCGAAGAAAGAAUUUCAAGAAGCGAUAGAUGCUUAG